AUGGCGCUCGACGAGUACUACCACAACAAGAUCGAGUCGAUGAAGCUCGAGAUCCUCAAGGGUCAGGCUGCUUUGCGUCGUCUUGAAGCUCAGCGUAACGACUACAACUCUCGCGUCCGCUUAUUGAGGGAGGAACUGGGCCUCUUGCAGCAACCCGGAUCCUAUGUGGGUGAGGUUGUCAAGGUUAUGAGCACCAAGAAAGUCCUGGUCAAGGUCCACCCCGAGGGGAAAUACGUCGUCGAUGUGUCCGACAGCGUCGACAUCUCCAAGCUCACCCCCGGGAAGCGAGUGACCCUCCUCUCCGACUCCUACAAGCUUGAGAAGCUCCUCCCAUCGUCGGUCGACCCUCUCGUCUCCCUGAUGAUGGUAGAAAAGGUGCCCGACAGCACGUACGAUAUGAUUGGUGGUCUUGAUCAGCAGAUCAAGGAAAUCAAAGAGGUCAUCGAGCUUGGCCUGAAGCACCCAGAGCUGUUCGAGUCGCUGGGUAUCGCACAACCCAAGGGUGUCCUCCUGUACGGCCCCCCCGGUACCGGAAAGACCCUGCUGGCCAGAGCUGUCGCCCACCACACGCACUGCAAGUUCAUCAGGGUGUCGGGUUCCGAGCUAGUGCAAAAGUACAUCGGAGAGGGUAGCCGUAUGGUUCGAGAGCUGUUCGUCAUGGCCCGUGAGCAUGCCCCCUCCAUCAUCUUCAUGGACGAGAUCGACAGCAUUGGUUCCUCCCGAGUGGAGGGCUCGUCGGGCGGUGACUCGGAGGUCCAGCGAACCAUGCUGGAACUGCUGAACCAGCUGGACGGUUUCGAGCCCACCAAGAACAUCAAGGUCAUCAUGGCCACCAAUCGUCUCGACAUUCUGGAUCCCGCGCUGCUGCGUCCCGGUCGAAUCGACAGGAAAAUCGAGUUCCCCCCGCCAAGUGUCGAGGCCAGAGCCGAUAUUCUCCGCAUCCACAGCCGCAAGAUGAACCUUACCCGAGGUAUCAACCUGACGAAGAUUGCCGAGAAGAUGAAUGGGUGCUCUGGUGCCGAGCUGAAGGGUGUGUGCACAGAAGCUGGUAUGUACGCCCUGCGUGAGCGCAGAGUGCACGUCACGCAAGAGGAUUUUGAACUGGCUACUGCCAAGGUUCUCAACAAGCAUGAUGACAAGGAGGUUUCUCUCGGCAAGCUUUGGAAGUAA
Clonostachys rhizophaga is the source of this 1170-nucleotide messenger RNA. The record is from the annotation of a GenBank genome assembly. Lineage: Eukaryota; Fungi; Ascomycota; Sordariomycetes; Hypocreales; Bionectriaceae.